Molecule: messenger RNA, 981 nt
Organism: Triticum aestivum (bread wheat)
Lineage: Eukaryota; Viridiplantae; Streptophyta; Magnoliopsida; Poales; Poaceae
Exons: 1
Coding region: 1-981 (326 amino acids)
Molecular function (GO): protein binding
Source: RefSeq, a predicted model, not a curated record
AUGCCGCUGCCGGACGAGCUCCUCGAGGAGGUCUUCUUCCGCCUCCCCCCGGACGAGCCCGAGCACCUCGCGCGCGCCUCCCUCGUCAGCAAGGUCUGGCUCGCCCUCCUCUCCGACCCUCGCUUCCGCGACUUCCAUGGAGCUCCCCCAGUGCUGGGCUUCCUUUGUUCCUGGCGCCCCAACUCCGUCCAUGAGGUGGAGGAUAACAUCCCGCACUUCUUCCCCACCACCAAAUUCCCUGGGCGCAUUCCCGACGACGACUGGGGGUACUUCCGCUACGCUGCGUGGGACUGCCGCCAUGGCCGCGUUCUCCUCGGGGAUAUGGAUUACGAACCCGUUGCGCUCGUCGUUUGGGACCCCAUGACUGGCUGCCGGAGGGAGCUGGACCCACCUGACCAGUUGGGCACCAGCUAUGGGGCAGCGGUGCUCUGCGCCGUCGCCGGCUGUGACCACCGUGCGUGCCACGCAGGCCCCUUCAAGGUGGUCUUCAUCGCUGUGGACAGGAUGGAAGAUGAACGUCUUGUGCGCGCGUGUGUGUCCUUGCCGGGGGCGGGUGAUUGGAGCAAGCCGUGCUCUGGUCUUCAUCUUGAGCCCAUUCCACUCUGGGACGAAAUGGCCCCAGUCUUCGUGGAAGACGCAGUUUACAUCAAGCUCAUGUACAAGGAAGAUGAUCUUAAUAACAGUUUGGGGUUUGCACAUGUGCACAAGGUAACUCUCCACUUGUGGUCAAGACAGGGAGAUUCGGACGGAAUUGGGUCAUGGACUCAGCGUACAGUCAUCGAUCUUAAUAACCAUCUCCCUAUUCAAAAUCCCAAUAAAAGAUUUAGAUUGAUUGGAUCUGUGGAGGGCAAUGAUAUCAUUUUUGUAACCAUGGGCCUUGACAUCUACGAGAUUAGUCUCAAGACAUUACGGUGGAAGAAGCUACAGAAGAGAGAAAAGCUUUGUGGUCUGAUUUCGUACAUGAGUUUCUACAAUCCAUAA